Molecule: messenger RNA, 756 nt
Organism: Gossypium arboreum
Lineage: Eukaryota; Viridiplantae; Streptophyta; Magnoliopsida; Malvales; Malvaceae
Exons: 3
Coding region: 1-756 (251 amino acids)
Molecular function (GO): RNA-DNA hybrid ribonuclease activity; nucleic acid binding
Source: RefSeq, a predicted model, not a curated record
AUGGCAGAAUACGAAGCAUCCAUCAUGGGUAUCUGUGCAGCCAUAGAAUGCAAAAGCAAAGUACUACAGGCAUAUGGGGAUUCUGCAUUAGUGAUCUAUCAACUCAAGGGCGAAUGGGAGACAAGAGAUCCCAUGUUUAUUGAGUAUAGAGGGCUGGUCAUGGAGUUAAUUAAAGAGUUUGAUGACAUCACCUUCUGCUACCUCCCGCGAGAUGAAAAUCAAAUGGCUGACGCACUGGCUACCUUAGCUUCUAUGGUCAAAGUGAACAAACAAGAGGAUGUAAAACCUAUCCAGAUGAGUAUUUAUGAGGCUCCGACCUAUUGUUACAACAUCGAGGAAGAAGAAAAGGAUGACCACCUUUGGUAUCACAAUAUACUGAGAUAUGUAAAGAACCAUAAAUACCCGAAGCAGACAACUGAUAAUGAUAAAAGAAUGCUAAGAAGACUGGCCAAUAACUAUGUCUUAGCCGGGGAGAUCUUAUAUAAAAGAAGAAAGGAGCAGGUGCUACAAAGAUGUAUGAAUGCUGUUGAGGCCAAACAAAUCUUAGAAGAGGUGCAGCAAAGUAGGUUUCAGGUCUCAAGCGCCGAGUGCGCUGUGGAGGCACAUGGAGGGCGUGUCCCAGAGUGGUUAGGCUGUUAUGCCCCAGUAGCUCCGCAAGAUGCGGACAUGUUUAGAAGAAAUAAGCCUCCGGUAGAUAAGAUCCGGAAACAAGGGGCCAAGGAAUUCCGAGCUAGCAUAGAUGAUGACCCGGAGUGA